Messenger RNA from Kogia breviceps (pygmy sperm whale), 1000 nucleotides. It is a transcript of the gene FFAR1, whose product is annotated as free fatty acid receptor 1. Gene Ontology annotation, molecular function: bioactive lipid receptor activity. The record is from RefSeq and is a predicted model, not a curated record. NCBI's taxonomy places the organism in Eukaryota, Metazoa, Chordata, Mammalia, Artiodactyla, Physeteridae. Gene Ontology annotation, biological process: response to fatty acid; G protein-coupled receptor signaling pathway; positive regulation of insulin secretion. Gene Ontology annotation, cellular component: plasma membrane.
GAGCUGAGGCCAGGGAGCCAGUGGAGCGCACGAGGGGCCCCAUGGACCUGCCCCCGCAGCUCUCCUUCGCCCUCUAUAUGGCCGCCUUCACGCUGGGCUUCCCGCUCAACGCCCUGGCCAUCGCAGGCGCCGUGUCCCACGCCCGGCUGCGCCUCACCCCCAGCCUGGUCUACGCCCUCCACCUGGGCUGCUCUGACCUCCUGCUGGCGACGUCUCUGCCCCUGAAGGCGGCGGAGGCCCUGGCCGGGGGAGCCUGGCCCCUGCCGGCCUCACUCUGUCCUGCCUUCGCCCUGGUCCACUUCGCUCCGCUCUAUGCGGGCGCGGGCUUCCUGGCCGCCCUGAGCGUCGGCCGCUACCUGGGCGCCGCCUUCCCCUUGGGCUACCAAGCUGCCCGGCGGCCGCGCUAUUCCUGGGGCGUGUGUGUGGCCAUAUGGGCCCUUGUCCUCUGUCACCUGGGGCUGGUCUUUGGGUUGGAGGCUCCGAGAGGCCGGCUGGACAAUACCAGCUCCCUGGGUAUCAGCACGCCAGUGAACGGCUCUCCAGUCUGCCUGGAGGCCUGGGACCCGGCCUCGGCGGGCCCUGCGCGCUUCAGCCUCUCUCUGCUGCUCUUCUUCCUGCCCCUGAUCGUCACGGCCUUCUGCUACGCGGGCUGCCUCCGGGCACUGGCCCGCUCGGGCCUGAGCCACAGACGGAAGCUAAAGGCGGCCUGGGUGGCCGGUGGGGCUCUGCUCACAUUGCUGCUCUGCUUGGGACCCUACAAUGCUUCCAACGUGGCUGGCUUCCUGCACCCCAGCAUCGGAGGCUGCUGGCGGAAGCUGGGGCUCAUUACAGGCGCGUGGAGCGCGGUGCUCAACCCCCUGGUGACCGGCUACUUGGGAGGGAGCACUGGCCGGGGGACAACACGUGGGGCAAAAACAAAAGGGGGGCCACCCCAGAAGUAGUCGUUACUGCAGGGGGCAAGGGGCAGGGAGCAGCAGAGCCAGACUGCGUCUCCGGGCGC